UGGCAGCUGAACAACCAUGACUGCUGUUGUAUUUCUGCUUGUUGUCUCUCUGCUGGAUUUGGUUAAAGGUGCUGAACACGUGUUCCUGGAGCAGGGAACAGACCUUCAUCUGCAUGUAAAGAAACACAUUCAGCUGGAUAAACAAACAGAUUUCCAAUGGAAACAUAACAAUUCUAGAAUAGUUAAGUACUUUAAGGAUAUAAAACCAAUCCUUUAUGAACCUUAUAAAGCCAGCGAUGUUUUGGUUUUCGACAAUUACACUUUGCUUUUAAAAAAUGUAAAACAUAACAACAGUGGAAAUUAUGACGCAGUAUUGAGUGGAAAAACAGACACAAUCGUAGUAAAAUAUAAGGUCACAGUCCAAGAUCCCGUCUCUCCCGCUGAGCUGACAGUGGAGUCUGUGCUCGACAGCUCAACUUCCUGUAACCUCACUAUGACCUGCAGCACACGACCCUCCAACAUCAGCAGCACCGUUAGAUGUGACACUGAGACCUGCAGUCAGGAGGGAGGAGAGCAACUGCUGAUAACAAAACAUGGGGAUUCUCUUCUUGUCUACCUGUCGAAUGAGUCGGUCAUCUGUAACCAUAGCAACCAUGUCAGCUGGCUUAAUGACACGAGGAACAUUAAACAUCUUUGCCCCCUUGUUGGCGUUUCCAAGAGACCAACAUCAAUUGCAAUUCGGGCUGCCGUGACAUUAGCACUUUUGCUGCUGGCUGUGGUUUUUACCAUCUACAUCCUCAGAAAACGUAAGUCCCUAAAAUACGUAUGCUUCACUCACUACAUAUAUCCACUAGGAGGUAUAGAUACAUAUAUAUUUCUAUUCAUAUAGCGUCUAUUACAACAGAAGUCGUCUCUAGGUGCUUUCCAGAGACCAGAACAUGAACCCAGAGCAAUUAUUACAUACAGAUUGGCAGGUAAAACCUCCCCUAGUGGGAGAAAACCUUAAAACAAGAAAAACUCCCCUUUAGGAGGAAAUAAAACUGGAUCAGGACCUGGAUCAUAAGGGGGGGACCAUCUUCCUGAAGACCAACUGGACAGAGCAGGAAAAGAGAGAACAGACAGAAAGAAUGAAGAACAGAGAGAGAAGAGACACAGAUAUAUUGUCAAAAAAAGACAAGAUAUAUUAGUAAUAACUAUCUGUGAGCAAGUACUUAUACGGGGUUAGUUGGUGUACUACAGAGACAACUACUGUAUGUAAACAGAUGUUUAAAGGAAACAGUUGCAAACAUUGGCCUGUUUCUACUUUUCAAUAAUUUUUCAAAUACUUUCCAGAAAAUGCCAAAGUGUCUGUUGCAGCAUCUGAAAUGUUUAUGUUUUACUGGAAAUAAAUUAUGGGUCUUUUAGAUUUGCAAUCAUUGUAUUCUGUUUUGAUGUACAUUUUACCAGCGUCACAGCUUCUCUUUAACUGGGGCUGUAUGUUUGCAUGGUAAAUAUUGUUGACUGUAAAAGGGAUUGUCAUCUUCUUUUUUAUUUAUUAAAUCACAACUGUGACAGCCGGCUCGGUUUAUGUUGCAGCACGUUGCACAACCUACUGGGGUCCACAGCAAAACACACAACAGGAGCAGUUUUCACGGCUUAUUCUGUUGUUGUGUUCAGAGCACAGGCAGCUGAACGACUGAUAGUCCUUGUCCCAAAAUGUGAUGUUAAAGUGUAAAUCAACGGUCUGCUCAGCCGUGUCAGUCCCCUGAAACGCUGCCUUGCAGCUCCCCCUGCAGCUCAGCCCAAACCACGCAGUGACAGACGGGAUUUGUAGCAACUUCCUGUAGAAGUUUCUUUAAAGACAUCUUUAAAGAUCUUUAUGCAUCUGGAGUCAUUGUCGUUCCCAUUAGUCUUGAGACAUAUUCUAGUAGAUCUGUCACAUGCAUGUAUAUGGGCUGUUACAAGAGACUCAAGUCACACAGCAUUUAUUCUCUGUU
Messenger RNA from Cololabis saira (Pacific saury), 1916 nucleotides. RefSeq names its product SLAM family member 5-like. The coding region runs from base 17 to 829 and encodes 270 amino acids. NCBI's taxonomy places the organism in Eukaryota, Metazoa, Chordata, Actinopteri, Beloniformes, Belonidae. The record is from RefSeq and is a predicted model, not a curated record. The transcript is spliced from 4 exons.